ACAAUCAAGCAGUCUUUGCCCGGCCCCCGCGAACGGCAGACGCUAGCCGCGUCGACAUGACCGCGCCGACAGGUGUCCACAGCCCUAAAGCAAAUUAAAAAAAAAAAACAAACGUCAAAACACGCUCCAUUUUCGAAGUUUCAAAAGUGUACCGUUGUGUGAAUAUAUAUUUUUUACUAGUGGCCAGUGUUAUCCAUGGAUAGCUGAUGUUAUACACCACAGAUUAUAUUGCAAGGUGCUUGCUCGCAAGUAUAAAAAUCACAGUUAAUAACCCUAAAAUUGUGACUGUAGCUCACAGUAAAGUAGCCGAUUACAAGUGAAGUGAAUAAAACUGAAGUAACCAAAUGUAUGCGAGUGACUGACUGUAGCGGCGAGUGAAGUGAAGUGACUCGAAGUGAAGUGGUAACUGUUCACGAAUGAACCAAAGUGUUGACUGUAGCGGCAAGUGAAGUGACUGAAAGUGAAGUGAACUAUGACGUAGCGUCAGCCAUGUAUCGUCCCAAUUUCUACGAGAGCACCUGCUUUCGGUGCAACGAGAUAGUGUACCAGGUGGACAGGGUCGGCCCUUUGAAGGACUUCACCUUCUUCCACAGCGGGUGCUUCAAGUGCGCAGUGUGUGGUACCAAGCUGACGUUGAAGACAUACUACAACAACCAGCACUGGACAGAGGACAAGGAGGUAUACUGCUCGAGCCACGUGCCCAAGAUUGGUCCAGGGCAUCUGGACAACUCGUCCGUGGGCAUCCGCAGCGCCCUCAACGUCCCCAAGAGCAACAACUAUGUCAAUGAGCAGAUUAGGGGACACGCUAGGAACAGUCAUGAAAAUGAACUGUCCCCGACGCGUGCGACAAAUGGCAACAGCGUGCACGCAUCGCCUGCGCGGGAGUUGUCGCGCGACACGCCGGACUACCAAUACGGGCGGUUUGACGCGAGCGCGCUGCACAUCGCGCAUGCGCUAAAGCAGACGGAGCUACAGAAAGCCUACCACAGACCGAGGGAGAAGCCUAUCGACUGUUAUCUGGACCGAGAUGAACAAACCAAGCUAGAAAUGAAACACCGGCAAGAAGAGGACGAUUUAUACAGAAAGUUCUCGAAACAUCGAGAAGAAGAAAAUAGAAGAAUACGAGAUGAAAUUCAGGAUGAGUGGGAAAGAGAACUGGAGAGACUUACCAGUAGGUUCCAGCAAGAGAUGCAGGUCAAAAAGAGAAGGCCGGAUGCGGAGAUCGGGGCGUUGACCUUGAGACAUCAACAGGAACGGGCGGACUUAGAGAAGAAUAUGACGUUGAGAAGAGACAAGAAAAAAGAGAGUCUUACAAGGAAAAUGUUGGAGCAUGAAAGGGCAGCCACGGCGGCACUAGUAGAGAAACAGAGUCACGAAAUGAUGGAGUUGAUCCAGGAGCGACGAUCGGAGUACAUGGCGGCGUCAUCUCUAUACCUCGAUGGGGAAGAGGCACCCCCUUAUCCAGCGCGCGCGCCGCCCCCUCAACCGCCCCUCGUCUCCAAAUUCCACAUUUACACAGAUCCGGUGGAGUUCGCUGAUGUCGACAAAAUUGCUAUUUCGGUGGCACAAGAAGACCAAAAAACGUUCACAGACCUGGUCCGCCAGCUAGUGGGGCGGUGCGCGACAGACGUGGAGAAGGCGCGCACGAUAUUCCGCUGGAUCACUGUAAAGAACCUGAAUAACAUACAGUUUGAUGACAACCUGAGGGGGGACUCUCCCUUGGGACUGUUGAGGGGCAUCAAGCACGGCACGGAAAGUUACCAUGUAUUGUUUAAGAGAUUGUGCAGCUACGCUGGCCUCCACUGCGUGGUGAUUAAAGGCUACAGCAAGUCAGCGGGCUACCAGCCGGGCGUGAGGUUCGAAGACAACCGGUUCAGGAACUCCUGGAACGCGGUAUACGUAGCGGGGGCCUGGCGCUUCGUGCAGUGCAACUGGGGGGCGCGGCAUCUGGUCAACGCUAAGGACGCCCCCAAGCCUGGUAACAGGGGGAAGAGCGACAGUCUGAGAUACGAAUACGACGACCACUACUUCCUGACGGACCCUCGGGAGUUCAUCUACGAGUUCUUCCCGCUGCAGCCCGACUGGCAGCUCCUCAAAACUCCCAUCACACUCCACGACUUCGAGGAGCUGCCCUUCGUGCGUUCACUGUUCUUCAGAUACGGGCUGUACUUCAGCGAUCCCAAUACUAAGGCUGUUAUGUAUACAGACUCCACAGGUGCGGCGACUAUGCGUAUAGCCAUGCCGGCACACAUGCAGAGCUCGCUCAUCUUCCACUACAACCUCAAGUUCUACGACACCGAGGGCGACGGCUUCGACGGCGUCAGCCUCAAGAGAUUCGUCAUGCAGUCGGUGGUGGGCAACGUGGUGUCGCUGCGCGUGCACGCGCCCUGCAGCGGCGCCUUCCUGCUGGACAUCUUCGCGAACGCCGUGACGCCGCGCGAGUACCUCACCGGGGAGCCCAUGAAGUUCAAGAGCGUUUGCAAAUUCAAGAUCUGCUGCGCGGAGCUGCAGACCGUGAUGGUCCCGCUGCCGGACUGCGCGAGCGGCGAGUGGGGCCCCACCAAGGCCACCCGGCUGUUCGGGCUCGUGCCCAUCACUCACCAGGAGGCGCUAGUGUUCGCGGGCCGCGAGCUCGAGAUCCAGUUCCGCAUGUCACGCCCUCUAGCGGACUUCAUGGCGACCCUGCACAAAAACGGCGUGGACGAGAAGCGGCUCUCCAAAUAUGUUCAACAGAGCGUUGCAACGGACAUCGUUACAUUCUACAUCACAUUCCCUGAGGAAGGUCAAUACGGCCUAGACAUCUACACGCGCGAGCGCAACGGCCCGACCGCGAUCCACCAGAACGGCUCCGCGGAGAAGGAAAAGCAUCUCCUCACGCACUGCUGCAAGUACCUCAUCAACAGCAGCAAGAGGAAUUGAUCCUUAAUAGCUGAUAAGGAAAUUGUUUUCACUAUAGUCCAUUUCUGUGUUAAAAGGAAAAUCGGACAAUGACUCCUGAAUAUGUUUUUACUAUAGUCCGUUUCUGUGUUAGGGGGGAAAUCGGACGUUGACCCUGUUUUUUAUCUUUAACACCUUUAGCGCCAUUUUGAGAUAUAUAGUUAUGAUACACAAACAAUACCGCUCAAGGUGUUAAAAAUGCUAAUAAGGAAAAUGCUUUACUAAGUUUUUGAGCUACGCGGAAAACCGGACGAUGACCCUGAAUUGGUCGAUCCUAUUCGCUCACCAUCACUGUCGUGUUAAAGACGUUGCUUAUUACCUAGAUUGAGAUCAACCCUUCUAAAUAGUAUAGAUAGUUCAUCUUGAAUAUGUUCACUAAAUCGACAAUGUUGUGUGGAAAAUACUCUGCAAAACCUUAAUAACCUCAAAAUUUUCCAGUAAAAUGUAAUUUUAAGCUUUACCGAUUUGUUAAAAAAUGCUAUAUGGAGUCAAAUACGAGCUUAAACUAUGGCACGAAUCCUCUCAUUUAUAAUAAUAUAUUCAUAUUUACAAUAAUAGAUGAAUUAGUUGUGUUUAUUGUUGAAUAAAAUGAACUCUGAAGAUAUUGAAAUAAGAUUGAAAAUUAUAUUCAUAUACUAAUCAUAUUUCGUGCUGUUCUAAUAUACCAAGAAUAAUAAUAUUGAGUACAUAUGGAGUAAGGAAUUUGCAAUUGUCAAAGCAACAAUAGAAUAGAAAAUUUUAUUAUUUUGUCAAGUAAAUGCUAGUAUAUUAUAUUAAUAAUUUUAAUACGACGAAUGUACCCAAAUGUAGAUAUAAUAUUACGAUUAAGUAAAAUAAAAUCCGUCCAUUAAUAUAAAAACAUUUUAUUGUAGGUUAUAUUAUAUUUUAUACAAUUCUAUGUCAACUGUAAAUUAUGAUAUUUAAAGUAAAAAAAGUUAUUCACUCUAAUAGGUUGUGCAUAUGCAAUCAAAUUGCAGAAUUUUAAUGUAUAAAUAUUACAAUAUAUAAGGUUAUAGACAAGUUACUUUAUGGUAUCAUAACAGGCACAAUAACCCAAUGCAAAAUAAAUUGCUCUAUUUUAAGUAACGUUUUAUGAAAUAUAGCAAUUUUUUCGGAUAGCAUAGUAUUAUAGGGACAGUUUAUAUCUAAUUAAAACGUACUUUUAUGUUUAAGCACGGCGAUAUAUUGUAAAUUUUAUAAAAUAUAUGGCAUGUUAUUUUUCUAAA
Messenger RNA from Plodia interpunctella (Indianmeal moth), 4163 nucleotides. It is a transcript of the gene Hil, whose product is annotated as Hillarin. Lineage: Eukaryota; Metazoa; Arthropoda; Insecta; Lepidoptera; Pyralidae. The record is from RefSeq and is a predicted model, not a curated record. The coding region runs from base 490 to 2919 and encodes 809 amino acids. The transcript has 15 exons.